CUGGACCUGGUAAAGACAGGCAGUGGCAGCGUCCCCUACUUUCCCCGUAAGAUCUUCUUGCCUAUUCCCGGCUCCAAGACUGCCAGGUCAGAGACAGCACAACCCAACUCGCGUGUCAACCCUGGCAAUGUGCAAAACCAAGAGGAAUACACCUUGGUCGGUCUUGGUAUCCGCACUGUCUCCUUUUUGUCCAUCGAAGUCUAUGUCAUGGGUCUCUAUGUCCGUACUCAGGAUGUUUCAACUCUGCAAGCUCGCCUCAUCCACCUCAUCAACCCCACCGCUUCUACCCUUGUACCCGGCGAGAAGGAUAGCCUCAAGCAACGCAUGCUCGACCCCGACACCAGUGUCGAGAUCUGGGAGCAGAUGCUGCGUGAAGAAGGCAUCCGUUCUGCCUGGCGCGUCGUCCCCUCCAAGAACACCGACUUUGCUCACCUACGCGAUGGCUGGGUCAACGGAAUCAAGCGCGCUACCACCGAAAUCAACAGAGUCAAGCAACAGAAUCCUGCAAUCGCCACCUCAGACUAUGAGAAUGAGUCUUUCGGCGACGCCAUGCGCGACUUUAAGGGCAUGUUCAGUGGCGGCCGUACACCCAAGGGCUCUGUAGUCCUCAUGUUGAGAGAUGCUCCUGGAUCCAUGGAAGUACUGUUUGAAGAUCCGGCCAAGGGCACUGGCAUCGAGAGAGUAGGCAAGGUUGAGGACCCCAGAAUCAGCAGGCUGAUCUGGAUGGGCUAUCUAGCCGGAAAGAACGUCAGCUCGGAACCGACGAGAAAGGCCGUGGUUGAUGGCUUUGUAGGAUUCGCUGGUCGUCCUGUCGGGUCAGUCGAAACGAUGGUC
Molecule: messenger RNA, 834 nt
Organism: Aureobasidium melanogenum CBS 110374
Lineage: Eukaryota; Fungi; Ascomycota; Dothideomycetes; Dothideales; Saccotheciaceae
Product: chalcone isomerase
Exons: 1
Molecular function (GO): intramolecular lyase activity
Source: RefSeq, a predicted model, not a curated record